Pestalotiopsis fici W106-1 is the source of this 1050-nucleotide messenger RNA. RefSeq lists its product as uncharacterized. Lineage: Eukaryota; Fungi; Ascomycota; Sordariomycetes; Amphisphaeriales; Sporocadaceae. The record is from RefSeq and is a predicted model, not a curated record. The transcript has a single exon. Bases 1 to 1050 code for a protein of 349 amino acids.
AUGAAUCACAACGAGGAGCCAUUUCACUUUGACCAGGCAAUGGGUCCCUUUGCCAACGACAACCACAGCGUGGCUGUCGGCCCAUCCCUGGCAUUUAAUGAGUUCGCCAGCAUGACCAACACCUUCCCGCCCUUUGGACCGGUCCCCGUUCUCUGCGCCGGCGGCUGCGGCAUCGCCAUUCAGCUCGCCACCUCGCCCUGGUGCGACGCCUGUCUCCCGCCGACGCCUUGCACCCGCAUUGGCUGUUCCAACACGGUCUCGCUGCUCCAGGACGGCGUCGACGUGGAUGUUUGCCUCGAGUGCCGCGGGCUCAAGCUGUGCGCCGGCCAGGGCUGCGCCACGGUGCUGUCGGCCCAAGAGUCCGGCGACUUGUGUGCGUCGUGCGGUUACAUUGCGCCCUGCGCGGCCCGGGGCUGCGAGUCCAUGGUUCCCGCCGGUCGGGACUGGCCGUUUUGCGACCUUUGUACAAAGGCCUGUGCCACGGAUGGCUGCCCAGGAGACGCGGCCAUGGGGCUGUUUUGUGUUGAUUGUGAACCUAACGCUUACGCUCAGCUACAGGCAUAUGUACAGCAAGAGCAGCAGCAGCUCACGUAUGGUGAGUAUAAUGCGAACAUCAUGAUGGAAGACGAGACGCCGUUAUUCGAGACCGGGCUCGAUAUUUUUAUCGACUCACCGUCGCUAAUCCUGACUGAGGAGACGUUCGAUUCCCCGCUUGAACACGAAUUCCUUUCCAAUACACAAGAUAUUGGAUUUACUGGCAUUGCCCAUCCUCAGUUAAGCAUGUGUGAUGAGACAAUGUUUCCACCUGUUGAAUAUCAGGUGAGUACUGGCUCCGAAGAACGUGUCGUGCCUUUAGACUUGCUGAUUUCACCAUUCUCACCGCCUGAAACUGAUCUCGCAGCUCUUUCCAGUCAAUGCGUCAGAUGCCGCUCUGCUUUUAUUGGGGAAGUCGGUAGGUCGUAUUGCGCGCAGUGCAACUCCGAGGCUCUGGUGGUUGCGGGAGAGGAAGAUAUCACAGACCCUAUUCCAUUUAUGCCCCAUGACGCGUAG